CCCACAAACGCCUCUAGACUCGGUUCGCUGCGACGUCGUUGUCGUCCCGUCGAUGGGCAGAGCAUUCUAAAAUUUGACUCAGUUCAUUUGAAAUUUUUUAUCGGGAAUGUUCACAUUUUUGUAGUUAUAGAUAGAAAUGUUUAAGUCAUUUGUCUUUAAAUAAGCAGAAAAGAAGAGAGGAACUUAAACGUGACAGACAAAUACAGGAAUUGAAGUCGCUUCUGUAGGGACGCGCACGGGAGGAACUACUAAAGGAAUUCGGUUUCCCCGCGACGACAUUUUCGACAGGAGUAGAGUUGAAAGAAUUUUGUGCCGAACGGAAGAAUUUUUCGGAUUACCAGUGAUACUAGAAAGCUGUGAAAACGUAACGGAAAUUUAUUAGCUAAUAAAUCAAUUUAUCAUAAGAAGCAGGGGUCAACUAUCGAUUUUUUGCAUCGUAGUUGUAUCGGAAUCGUCGCUGCAGCGCGAGAAAACCUUGGAGGAGGACUCUUUCUCUCUCUAUCUCUAAAUCGGACAGCAGGAAACCUAGGCUGAUUUUCUUCAGUUCGGUUUGUACAACUAGUUAAAUUAGCCCCGCGCGUCGUCACACAAAGCAUCAAAAAUGUCGACCGUCGACAAGGAGGAGCUGGUCCAGAAGGCCAAACUGGCAGAACAGUCGGAACGAUAUGACGAUAUGGCACAAGCGAUGAAAUCAGUGACAGAAACCGGAGUAGAACUAUCAAAUGAAGAACGAAACCUGCUAUCUGUCGCCUACAAGAACGUCGUCGGUGCACGAAGAUCGUCAUGGCGAGUAAUAUCGUCCAUUGAACAGAAAACCGAAGCCUCUGCCCGCAAACAACAGCUUGCCCGGGAAUACCGAGAGCGAGUGGAGAAGGAACUUAGGGAAAUCUGCUACGAAGUGCUGGGACUGCUCGACAAAUUCUUAAUCCCCAAAGCCAGUAAUCCAGAAAGUAAGGUGUUUUACCUCAAAAUGAAGGGUGAUUACUACAGAUAUCUAGCCGAGGUAGCCACAGGAGAAACCCGCAACGCCGUGGUAGAAGAUUCGCAGAAAUCCUAUCAGGAAGCGUUCGACAUUGCCAAGUCGAAAAUGCAACCAACCCACCCGAUUCGGUUAGGCCUGGCGCUCAACUUUUCCGUGUUCUAUUACGAAAUCAUAAACUCGCCGGCCCGAGCUUGCCACCUGGCCAAGCAGGUUAUUACCAAACUCUGACUCUCUCGCAUUAGC
Molecule: messenger RNA, 1225 nt
Organism: Uranotaenia lowii
Lineage: Eukaryota; Metazoa; Arthropoda; Insecta; Diptera; Culicidae
Gene: 14-3-3zeta
Product: 14-3-3 protein zeta
Exons: 6
Coding region: 602-1210 (202 amino acids)
Biological process (GO): signal transduction
Cellular component (GO): cytoplasm
Source: RefSeq, a predicted model, not a curated record